Molecule: messenger RNA, 657 nt
Organism: Oldenlandia corymbosa var. corymbosa
Lineage: Eukaryota; Viridiplantae; Streptophyta; Magnoliopsida; Gentianales; Rubiaceae
Source: the annotation of a GenBank genome assembly
AUGAGCAAAAUCAUAGAAGAAGCUGGAUCCCAUGGUACUCAUUUGACGAAAGGCGAUCGUGUCGCGAUGGAACCGGGUGCUGGCAUUGCGACCGCUGCAAAGAAGGCCGAUACAAUCUUUGCCCUGAAAAUAAAGUUCUUUGCUACUCCUCCGGACCAUGGCUCUCUUGCUGAUCAAAAUGUGCAUCUAGGGGAUCUAUGUUUCAAGUUGCGCGAAAACAUGAGUUUGGAAGAAGGCGCAAUGUGUGAGCCCCUAAGUGUUGCCGGCUCAAUUGAGCUCGUGGCGCUUCUGGUGACCCGAUCAUUCAGUGCUCCGAGCGUUGUUGCUAACAUUGACGACUAUCUCCUCUCAGUUGCAAAGAAACUCGGAGCAUUUGGUACCGUCAAAGUCUCCUCCGAAAUUGAGGAUGUUGAGAUAGAGGUGGAGAAGAUCCCGAAAGCUAUGACGCUUUCGGUCGACGCAAGCCUAGAUUGUGCCGGGUUCAACAAGACCCUAACGACGGCGUUGUCUGCGACUCGAAACGGUGGCAAAGUUUGCCUUGUAGGAAUGGGACACUGUGACAUGACUCUUCCGCUCACCCCGGUUGCUUCCCGAGAGGUUGAUAUUCUGGGCAUUUUCCGCUACAAGAACACUUGGCCACAAUGCAUUAAGUGUUGA